Molecule: messenger RNA, 786 nt
Organism: Hyaloscypha bicolor E
Lineage: Eukaryota; Fungi; Ascomycota; Leotiomycetes; Helotiales; Hyaloscyphaceae
Exons: 2
Coding region: 1-543 (180 amino acids)
Source: RefSeq, a predicted model, not a curated record
AUGGUCAUAUUCGACAUGGUUGGCCAGUUCAAAGUUCCGUCCAAAUGCUUUGCCACAGCUUCCAUGUGUGCAAACGUAUUUUCGUGGAGGUUGAUGGGUCUUUUUUCAGCCGAGUUCAGCGACUCUGAGAAUGAGGUGGAGGUAAUCAUAGAGCAAGCAACCGAUUCAGAUGUGUUGAGCUGGACUCCUACCAUUAAUGAAUCAGUUGAGUUUGACCUGGACGGCUGGACUUUGAUCCCAACCGAGCGGACAGGAUGGCUGUGUGGGCUCUUUGCUCUGAUACAAAGUAUUAGGGAAUAUUGGGAACCCAACUUCAUCGUGGACCAUUUGGAUGCUAUCUUACAAGAGUAUGGCCGUCUCGAAGGGGUAAACCUGCAACUGGGAGUCCAUCAUGCAAAUAAGGGCUGGAGACUGAUCUUUAGUGGCGAUGACAGACCUGAAGUGUAUCAAAUCUGGAUUCGCCAUGACAGCGCUAGCGUUGUCACUGAAGACGGAAUCGCCGCGGCUCACUACUCGGGAAUGAAGCCGCCAGAGGAUUCGUAGAGCCUGCCAUCUUUCAGAUAAAGAUACACUUAAAUAAAAAUCAUCUCAUUAACUAAGUAAUAAAUCCUACCUCAAGAGUCAAGAGACUAAUUGCCGUAGUGAGUGGCCUGGUAGGGUGAUUUCUAGAAACAAAUUCUGCUCCUGUUAUCAAUAAAACGUCGAUCUUUCAGCCUUUGUUAAAUCUUGACAAAGGCAAUGCAAUACCUCGCUUGUUUACAAGAGAGCUGUACCCUUUUGGACAAA